Messenger RNA from Oncorhynchus kisutch (coho salmon), 2252 nucleotides. RefSeq names its product phospholipase C, X domain containing 1, tandem duplicate 2 (gene plcxd1.2). The record is from RefSeq and is a predicted model, not a curated record. Gene Ontology annotation, molecular function: phosphoric diester hydrolase activity. The coding region runs from base 266 to 1258 and encodes 330 amino acids. Gene Ontology annotation, biological process: lipid metabolic process. NCBI's taxonomy places the organism in Eukaryota, Metazoa, Chordata, Actinopteri, Salmoniformes, Salmonidae. The transcript has 6 exons.
UAAUAAGUAAAGGCAUUUAUUUUUUUAAACUGUCGAGCCCAAACACAAUAGCGAAACCAGGAAAUGCAACCUUGGGUGAUAUUCCCACAUUGUUGUUCGCUUUUAUAGAGGUGUCACUAUUUCGGUUUGAGAGUUUCCGUCUGGAACUGAUAGAGGAACCGAUGGGAAUUAUUUGCAAUGAAGUGGUGUCAUGAGUAGAAACCAAUGGGUUUCGACUUGUGCAUGUCAGUGGGAACUUCGGCAGACAGAGCACUGACACGAAUGAAUGUCCACGGAAGUUGCAAUGUAUUCUGAUGAGGAUAACCAGAAUUAUGAGGACUGGAUGUCAAGUUUGCCCGAGGAGCUGUGGGAUGUGCCUCUUUCAAGUCUCGCCAUACCAGGAAGUCAUGAUGCUAUGAGCUACUCCCUGGACAUCAACUCUCCUCUGAUCCGCUCUGAGUCUGACACCUUUAGACUCCUGGAUGGUCUCUUCUACUGCCUCACCAGACCUGCUAUCUACAGGUGGUCUACCACGCAGGAAAAAGGUAUUGUGGAGCAGCUAUCAGAGGGGAUUCGAUACUUCGACCUCCGAAUCGCCCACAAACCGUACGACCCGUCCAACGAACUGUAUUUUACACAUGUAAUAUACACUCAUCUGACAGUGGUGGAAACUCUGAGGGCCGUAGCCUCGUGGUUGGAGUCUCACUCCAGGGAGGUUGUUAUCCUAGCAUGCAGUCACUUUGAAGGACUCAACGACAAACUACAUGAACAUUUAAUUUUCUCACUGAAGAAAAUCUUUGGGUCUAAACUCUGUCCUCGCAAGGAGACAGUGGUGACCCUGCGUGGUCUGUGGGCAUUGGGUUACCAGGUACUGCUGUCGUAUGAUGACCAGUCAGCAGCACGACACCAGGCUCUGUGGCCAGGUAUACCGUACUGGUGGGCCAACCAAUACACGGCCAGCGGGGUGGUCAGCUAUCUGGACUGGCAGAAAGAUAUGGGACGCCCAGAUGGUUUCUUUGUGUCUGGUCUGAACCUGACGGCUGACCGCUCCUACAUCGCGCUGCACCCCCGUCAGUCCCUGCAGACCCUAACUCUGGCUAACUGGAAGGAGCUGAGGCCGUGGCUGGAGGAACAGGUCCCUGGACCACACUCUAACAACCUCAACAUCAUAGCAGGAGACUUUAUAGGACCUGUCCCCUUCUGUCCUCUGGUCAUCAACCUCAAUAGAAAACUGUUGAAGAGGAUGGAUGAGAGGAGUCUCAGAGGAGAGGAUGGAUGAGAGGAGGCUUAGAGGAGAGGAUGGAUGAGAGGAGUCUUAAAGGAGAGGAGGACUGACCGACCUACAGAUGAGAGAUAAAAUACCUGGUUUAGGGAGUAAUUCCAUCAAAAAUAAGUAAUUCAAAGAGAACAGAAAACUGCUACAUCAGCAAAGUUACGACCGAGGACAACCAGUCAUUAUUUAGUUUCACUGGGAAUCAUACAGACCAUAGAAAGUCAUUCCAUUCACACCCCUUGACUUUUUACACAUUUUGUUACAGCCUGAAUUUAAAAUGGAUUAAAUUGAGAUUUUGUGUCACUGGCCUACACUUAAUUCCACUUUGACAUAAUGUGGUAUUAUGUUUUUAGAAAUUAAUUAAAAAUGAAAAGCUGAAAUGUCUUAAGUCUAUAGGUAUUCACCCCUUUUGUUAUGUCAGAGGAGUAAAAUGUGCUUAACAAGUCACAUAAUUAGUGUCAUGGACUCACUCUGUGUGCAAUAAUAGUUUAACAUGAUUUCUGAAUGACUACCUCAUCUCUGUACCCCACAGAUACAAUUAUCUGUAAGGUCCCUCAGUCGAGCAGUGAAUUUCACACAGAUUCAACCACAAAGAUCAGGGCGGUUUUACAAUGCCUUGCAAAGAAAAGCACCUAUUGGUAGAUGGUUAAAAAAAAAGCAGACAUUGAAUAUCAUUUUGAUCAGGUUGAAGUUAUUUGUUACACUUUGGAUGGUGUAUCAAUACACCCAGUCACUACAAAGAUACAGGCAUCCUUCCUAACUCAGUUGCUGUUGAAGAAGGAAACCGUUCAGGGUCUUUAAAACAGUCAAUGGUGACUUUAAAACAGUUACAGAGUUUAGUGGCUGUGAUAGAACACUGAGGAUGGAUCAACAACAUUGUAGUUACUCCACAAUACUAACCUAAAUGACAGAGUGAACAGAAAGAAACCUUUUGUUAAAGGAAUUAAAUUGCUCUAUGUUUUAAUACCCAAUUAAAAUGAAACACUCUGUCAAUUCAUAA